AUGAGAAACAGAGCUAGCAACACGUUGUCGAAAGGCAAAAUCCGUCAAUCAUGGAGCAAAUACAACCUGUAUAACCUCCAACGAUUCCGCAGCCCGCCCACCGCCAAUCGCACAUUCUUCCAGCAAAAAUGGUCCGCUAAGGCUGCCUCCCGUGCUUAUCACGGCGAGCAAGUUCGCGAGGGACAAUGGAAACGCAUGUUCAACCAUCGCAUCCGGAGUGUGAUCCCCAUGAAUGCCGCCGACUUAGCCGCCGAUGACGGUUCCCUAGUCUCGUCUGGUCGAGGCUCAGGACUCGAUAAAGAUGGGAAGUCCACUCACCAGACACGUCCUACACCUUACAGCCACAUGACCUUUGCGCCCCUAGAGCGCCGGCUGGAUGUGGCCAUCUUCCGGGCUUUGUUUGCUAGCAGUGCCAGACAGGCGAGACAGUUUGUCAUCCAUGGAGCGGUUACUGUUAACGGUCAAAAGAUGAAACACCCCAGCUACCUCCUUAACCCUGGUGACCUCUUCCAGGUCGACCCAGACCGCGUCUUGUACGCUACUGGUCACACGAAGACUCCGUUUGAGCGACGUGAGGGCCGAUUGGCUCGGAGAAAGGCUAAAUCACAGAGCUCACAGGAUGCGGAAGAAGCCGAUGCCACACCAGAGGUUGAGGCAGAGUCAAAGGAGACCGUAAAGGAAGACAUCAAGAAAACUCCGAAGGAGGAUACUAAGGAGACUCUAAAGGCGCUACUGGCACAGGCCAAGUCUGUCAUGUCUGCCGGCAAGGAUACACUCGCGCCCCAGCGCAAGCAGGAGCUUCGUGGCUUCCAGCAAGCUGUCCGCCGUGUAUUGUCCCGCUCCGAGUCCAGCACUAUUCUCGCAGACAGCCUGGAGGCCCAAUUCUCCCAGCUAACCCUACUCCUCAAGGCCAAGCGGGGCGAAAAGCCAGCUAAAAAGGAUGUGAAGCCCCGCCCAGAAGACGCCUUCGCAUCCGACAACGGAGAUACGGAAGUGACUUCCGUCAAGCGAGAUACAGAAGCCGCAGCCAGUGACAAGCUGUCCGAGGCCUUCGCACAAGCAACCCUGGGUAAUGAUGUCGAUGCCUCGGAGCUCAGCGACGAAGAAUUCGAUACGCUUCAGCGCGCUCUUACUCAAAUGCGCGACAACCCUCUCGAUAACUCCAAGACCUAUUCCACCCCCUGGCAACCACGGCAAUACAUGUCUGCGUUUGCCUUCAUCCCACGCUACCUCGAAGUCAACCAGAACAUCUGUGCGGCCGUGUACCUACGCCACCCUGUGGCCCGCCCUGGUUCUGCUGAGGUGCCCACUCCCUUUGGCGAGUCCAUUGCCACUCCGGCCUAUGGCUGGUACCUGAGGAGACGGUGGUAG
Messenger RNA from Penicillium coprophilum, 1371 nucleotides. Its product is annotated as mitochondrial 37S ribosomal protein uS4m. The coding region runs from base 1 to 1371 and encodes 456 amino acids. Gene Ontology annotation, cellular component: mitochondrial small ribosomal subunit. Lineage: Eukaryota; Fungi; Ascomycota; Eurotiomycetes; Eurotiales; Aspergillaceae. The transcript has 3 exons. Gene Ontology annotation, molecular function: structural constituent of ribosome; rRNA binding. The record is from RefSeq and is a predicted model, not a curated record. Gene Ontology annotation, biological process: positive regulation of translational fidelity.